Molecule: messenger RNA, 10416 nt
Organism: Melanotaenia boesemani (Boeseman's rainbowfish)
Lineage: Eukaryota; Metazoa; Chordata; Actinopteri; Atheriniformes; Melanotaeniidae
Gene: cacna1ab
Product: calcium channel, voltage-dependent, P/Q type, alpha 1A subunit, b
Exons: 48
Coding region: 22-7404 (2460 amino acids)
Biological process (GO): chemical synaptic transmission; calcium ion import across plasma membrane
Cellular component (GO): voltage-gated calcium channel complex; neuronal cell body; membrane
Molecular function (GO): calcium ion binding; high voltage-gated calcium channel activity
Source: RefSeq, a predicted model, not a curated record
GAUCACUUUGGCCAGGGCUCCAUGUCCCUCACUACCAGCAACAAUGACCCAACAGUUCCACUCAUCCGCCGGAGGGGAGGAAUGGUGGAUCACCGGGAUAUCAUCCUGGCUCACCAGGCACACAAGUUGCACAAUACACCACAGGCCAAGAGGAAGCAGUGGGAAAUGGCGCGUUUUGGAGACGAGGUACCCAACAGGUAUGGAGGAGGAGGAGGUGGUGGUGGCGGUGGUGGCGGGGGUGCCGGCGGACAAGGGGGGCCCGGCCGCGGCGGCAGCAGGCAAGGUGGGCCCCCCGGAGCGCAGCGGAUGUACAAGCAGUCGAUGGCCCAGAGAGCCCGGACCAUGGCCCUGUACAACCCCAUACCCGUCCGGCAGAGCUGCCUAACGGUCAACCGCUCCCUCUUCCUCUUCAGUGAAGACAACCUGGUGAGGAAGUACGCAAAAAAGAUCACCGAAUGGCCUCCGUUUGAAUGGAUGAUCCUCACCACUAUCAUUGCAAACUGCAUUGUUCUGGCUCUGGAACAACAUCUUCCCGAUGGAGACAAGACACCUCUAUCUGAACGACUGGAAGAGACGGAGCCCUACUUCAUAGCCAUCUUCUGUUUUGAAUCUGGGAUAAAGAUCCUGGCGUUGGGUUUUGCAUUACAUAAGGGCUCUUACCUGAGGAAUGGCUGGAAUGUCAUGGACUUUGUGGUGGUGCUCACUGGGAUUCUGUCAUCUGUGGGAUCUCAACUUGAUCUGAGGACACUUCGUGCAGUUAGGGUGCUGCGACCACUAAAACUGGUGUCUGGAAUUCCCAGCCUGCAGGUUGUGCUCAAGUCCAUUAUGAAGGCUAUGAUCCCCUUGCUUCAGAUUGGCCUGCUGUUGUUUGUGGCAAUCCUCAUGUUUGCCAUCAUUGGCCUGGAAUUCUACAUGGGAAAAUUCCACAAAGCCUGCUAUGAUAGCACAACAAGUAAGAAGGAGAUUAUGGAGGAGGUGCCAUGUGGCGACACUCUGCCAUCCCGAUUGUGUGCGAAUGGCUCAACAUGUGAAAAGGGCUGGCUUGGACCGAACUAUGGCAUCACACAGUUUGACAACAUCCUGUUUGCUGUCCUCACUGUCUUCCAAUGCAUCACCAUGGAAGGAUGGACAGACAUGCUCUACUAUAGUAAUGAUGUGGAGGGCAGCGCCUGGAACUGGAUGUACUACAUACCCCUCAUCAUCAUCGGCUCCUUCUUCAUGCUCAACCUGGUGCUGGGUGUACUCUCAGGUGAAUUUGCCAAAGAGAGGGAGCGAGUUGAAAACAGAAGUGAGUUCCUCAAGCUGAGGCGACAGCAGCAGAUUGAGAGAGAGCUCAACGGAUACCUUGAGUGGAUCUGCAAAGCAGAGGAGGUGAUUCUGGCUGAGGAAGAUGCUACAGGGAACUUUGAUGGGUCAAGGCGAAGGCCAACCAUCAAAACCAGAAAUAACAAGACAGAACUGCUGAACCAAGAGGAGGGAGAAGACAACAUGGGAGAUGCAGUAGGUUUUGCACGCUCCAGUAUAAAAAGCGGUAAGGACGGCUCCAAUUACAGCAAGAAAGAGCGACGGCUGCGAUUCUUCAUUCGCAAGAUAGUGAAGACGCAGGCCUUCUACUGGACAGUGCUCUGCCUGGUGGGCCUCAACACCAUCUGUGUGGCUGCAGUACAUUAUGACCAGCCUGAGCUGCUCUCUGACUUUCUUUUCUAUGCCGAGUUUAUCUUCCUUGGUUUGUUCAUGUCUGAGAUGCUGAUCAAGAUGUAUGGUCUGGGCAUCCAGCCCUACUUACACUCUUCAUUCAAUUGCUUCGACUGUGUGGUGAUAGUCGGCAGUAUCUUUGAGGUUGUUUGGGCUACCAUAAAACCAGGCACAUCUUUUGGUAUCAGUGUAUUACGAGCUCUGAGACUGCUGCGCAUCUUCAAAGUCACCAAGUAUUGGGCUCCACUUCGAAACCUGGUGGUUUCUCUGCUUAAUUCCAUGAAGUCCAUUGUCAGUUUGCUGUUCCUCCUCUUCCUCUUCAUUGUGGUCUUUGCCUUGUUGGGGAUGCAGCUGUUUGGAGGACAAUUCAACUUUGAAGCUGGAACUCCACCGACUAACUUUGAUACCUUUGCCGCAGCGAUAAUGACAGUGUUUCAGAUCCUGACAGGAGAGGACUGGAACGUGGUGAUGUAUGAUGGCAUUGAAUCCCAGGGAGGAGUGAAUGACAAAGGGAUGGUUUUCUCCAUCUUCUUCAUUGUCCUCACACUCUUUGGCAACUACACUCUGCUUAACGUCUUCUUGGCCAUCGCUGUUGACAAUCUGGCUAACGCUCAGGAGCUAACCAAGGAUGAGGAAGAACAGGAGGAAGCAGCCAAUCAGAAGACAGCCCUACAGAAGGCUAAAGAGGUGGCAGAGGUUAGCCCGCUGUCUGCUGCCAACUUGUCUAUUGCAGCUAAAGAGCAACAGAAGAACCACACUAAGGGCAAUAAGUCUGUGUGGGAGCAGAGAACAAGUGAGAUUCGCCGACAGAACCUGAUGACCAGUCGCGAGGCGCUCUACAAUGAGCUGGAGCAAGAAGAUUGGAAGGUGGGAGGGGAAGGAGAAGAGGUGUCCUACCCACGGAAAGGACGAGGUGACAUGAAAACCCACUUAGACAGGCCACUGGUGGUGAACCCACAAGACAAUCGCAACAACAACACCAACAAGACCCAACCCGGUGAGAUACCUCUGGACCAGCAGUAUCGGCACCAGGACAUUGACCACUGCCGUCGUGCCGCUCAUUACUACCACUUCCACCACCAUCACCAUCCAAAAGCCACUGGGACAGAUAGCGGAGACACUUGCCGGCUGAUGGAGACCCGCAUGGAGCACGGCUUCAGCUGCACUUCUCUGGGUAACAUGGAGGAGAACAUGGAAGGCCAGCAGUCCGAGGAGAAGCACAGCCACCGAAGCCAUCACAGCCAUCGAGGCCAUCGGCACAGAAACAGGGAGGGCAGAGAAGCUCGCAGCGUUUCCCCCCACCAUUGCGAAGCUGGAGAGGGGAACCAUGAGCACAGGAGCUCCAGGCAGCACCGCAGGGCAGCCAGGGAAGGAGAGGAGGGCAGAAGACAUCGAAUUAAGGGGACAGAGGGAGAGGGUGAGAAAGGUGAGGAAGAAGAAGGACGAAAGACAAGACGGCAUUGCCAUGGAAACCAGGAAAGGAGCAGAGGCCAUCGCACCAGAAAGGAAUGCCACAGCGCCGGCCCCAACCUCUCCACCACACGACCCAUACAACAGUAUAACGAAGACCUUGACAACUUCCGCAACAACAGCAAGUUGGCCAGUGCAUAUGAGCACCCUUAUGCCGUCCCACCUGAUCAUCCUGACCAUCCUGACCAUGUCAACAACCUGCUGAACUUCCACGGUGCUGACACACAUACCCUCCUCCGCAGCAUGGAUAGCCUGAUCCUGACUAGCAUGGCCAAACCCGACUACACGGCCAUUGACAUGCCCCCUGUCUACCCUUACCCCUCGACCAAUGCUAUCUUGCAAGUGAACAAGAACGCAAACACAGACCAGAAGAAAAAUGAAGAGAAGAAGGAGGAAGAAGACAAUGAGGGAGAUGAAGACGGUCCCAAACCGAUGCCUCCCUACAGCUCCUGCUUCAUAUUGUCAACCACCAACCCGUUUCGGAGGUGCUGUCACUACAUCCUGACUCUGAAGUAUUUUGAGUUCAGCAUCCUGUCUGUCAUCGCUAUGAGCAGCAUCGCCCUCGCUGCAGAAGACCCUGUCAAACCUGACUCACCACAAAACAAUGUGCUGCGGUAUUUUGACUACGUUUUCACAGGGGUCUUCACAUUUGAAAUGUUGAUCAAGAUGGUGGUUCUUGGCUUGUUUCUCCAUGAGGGAUCCUACUUCCGCGACUUGUGGAAUAUUCUGGACUUUAUAGUGGUUAGUGGUGCUCUGGUGGCCUUCGCCUUCACGGGGAGCAGCAAAGGGAAAGACAUCAGUACAAUCAAAUCCCUCCGUGUGCUGAGGGUGCUGCGUCCCCUUAAGACCAUUAAACGUCUACCAAAGUUAAAGGCCGUCUUUGACUGCGUGGUCAACUCACUGAAGAAUGUAUUAAAUAUCUUGAUUGUCUACAUGCUCUUCAUGUUCAUCUUCGCUGUGGUGGCUGUGCAGCUCUUCAAGGGUCGCUUCUUCUACUGCACAGAUGAAUCCAAAGAGUUUGAGCGAGACUGCAGGGGCGAAUACUUAGUAUAUGACAGAGAUGAGGUUAAAGCUGAGAAGCGGGAAUGGAAGAAGUACGAGUUUCACUACGACAACGUGGCUUGGGCCUUGCUCACCCUCUUCACUGUCUCCACUGGAGAGGGGUGGCCACAGGUGUUAAAACACUCAGUGGACUCCACUUAUGAGAAUCAGGGCCCGAGCCCGGGUUACAGGAUGGAAAUGUCCAUCUUUUACGUGGUGUACUUCGUUGUCUUCCCUUUCUUCUUUGUAAACAUCUUUGUGGCUCUCAUCAUCAUCACCUUCCAGGAACAGGGGGAUAAGAUGAUGGAGGAUUACAGCUUAGAAAAGAAUGAAAGAGCCUGUAUAGAUUUUGCCAUAAAUGCUAGGCCUCUAACUCGCCACAUGCCGAAAAACAAGCUCAGCUUCCAGUAUCGGAUGUGGCACUUUGUGGUGUCUCCGCCCUUUGAGUACAGCAUCAUGGCUCUGAUUGCGCUCAACACGAUUGUCCUCAUGAUGAAGUUUCAUGGUGCAUCUAAAGCUUACGAUAAUGUCCUGGAGCUCCUUAACAUUGUGUUUACCACCUUCUUCUUCAUGGAAUCAGUUCUUAAGAUCAUUGCUUUUGGCCCUCUGAAUUACUUCAGAGAUGCCUGGAACGUUUUUGAUUUUGUCUCUGUUCUUGGAAGCAUUACUGAUAUGUUAGUGACAAGAUACGCGGAUAAUUUCAUCAACUUGAGCUUCCUGAGGCUCUUUAGAGCUGCUCGCCUCAUAAAGCUUUUGAGACAAGGAGAAACCAUCCGAAUCCUACUGUGGACAUUUGUUCAGUCUUUCAAGGCUCUACCAUAUGUCUGUCUGCUCAUUGCCAUGCUCUUCUUCAUCUAUGCCAUCAUUGGCAUGCAGUUGUUUGGUAAUAUAGCACUUGAGGAUGACGAUAGUGCCAUCGAUGAGCACAAUAACUUCAGAACCUUCCCUAUGGCCCUAAUGCUGCUUUUUAGGAGCGCUACAGGCGAGGCGUGGCAUGAGAUCAUGUUGUCCUGUCUGGGUGAAAAGAAAUGCGACAAGGACUCAGGGAAUACUGAAAAAGAAUGUGGCAGCACCUUUGCCUACACCUACUUUGUCUCCUUCAUCUUCCUCUGCUCUUUUUUGAUGCUGAAUCUCUUUGUGGCUGUCAUCAUGGACAAUUUUGAGUACCUGACGAGAGACUCGUCUAUCCUGGGGCCCCAUCAUUUAGACGAGUAUGUAAGGAUAUGGGCUGAGUACGACCCGGCUGCCUGCGGCCGGAUCAGUUACACAGACAUGUAUCAGAUGCUAAGACACAUGUGUCCGCCGCUAGGCCUCGGGAAGAGGUGUCCUGCCCGGGUCGCCUAUAAGAGGCUUCUGCGCAUGGAUCUGCCGGUUGCUGAUGACAACACAGUGCAUUUUAACUCCACCCUCAUGGCGCUGAUCCGGACUGCACUGGAUAUAAAGAUUGCCAAGGGUGGCGCAGACAAGCAUCAGAUGGAUGCAGAGCUAAGAAAGGAGAUGAUGGCUAUCUGGCCAAACUUGUCACAGAAGACACUGGACCUGUUGGUUACACCGCACAAGGCCACAGACUUGACGGUGGGCAAAAUCUACGCUGCCAUGAUGAUCAUGGAAUACUAUCGGCAAAGCAAGACGAAAAAGCUGCAAGCCCUACGAGAGGAACAGAACCGACCGCCAUUAAUGUUUCAGCGCAUGGAGCCACCCUCUGAAGGAGGGGGCACAGACGGCCAUGGGGGACAGGGCCAGAACGGCCUCCCCAGCACCCAGCCGGACAACAUCAACAGCAUACCUCCUGAGGGGGGCAUGACUGAGAGCCAAUCAUGGGUGACAACCAAAGCCCAGGAAAUGUUCCAAAAGACGGGUAACUGGAGCCCAGAGAGACCCUACCCCGAUGAUCUGCAUGAAAACCGCCACAACCCCCAGACGGUAGAGAUGAGGGAGAUGGGGCGGGACGGGUACUCCGACACUGAGCCCUAUCACCCAAUGGAUGGGCAUGGGCGGACCCUCUCCAUGCCCCGCCUCUCGGCAGACAACCAAACCAUCACUGACACCAGUCCGAUGCGUCGCUCCACCUCCAGCCUGGUUCAUGGGCGUUCGGGUCGUGGCGUGCGGCUGGAUGACUACUCCCUAGAGAGGGUGGUAUCUGAGGAAGGGAGACAUGGAGGAGGACGCAGACACAGGGACAGAAGUCACCGCACAUCACAGCGCUCCCUGACCAGAUAUACCGAUGCAGACACAGGCCUGGGCACAGACCUCAGCACCACCACACAGUCAGGCGACUUGCCACCCAAGGAGCGUGAGAGAGACCGUGGCCGCACCAAGGACCGUCGCCACCACCACCACCACCACCAUCAUCACAGUUCCAUGGACAAGGAGCGCUAUGGCCCUGACCGCCAUGACUACCCACAGAGGCAUCCCCAUGACCGCCACUGGUCACGGUCACCCAGUGAAGGGCCUGAUGGGAGAGGUCAUAGACAGGGCAGUAGUUCGGUGAGCGGCAGCCCGGUCCCCUCCACCUCGGGGACCAGUACUCCACGGAGAGGCCGUCGUCAGUUGCCACAGACCCCUGCUGUCCCGCGUCCGCAUGUUACCUACUCCCCCGCUGUGCGCAAGCCCAACUAUGGCCCCCCAGGGCCAGGUCGACUGCGUUCGCCAUCUCCCCGACACUUCUCUCCACCAGACCAGGACAGAGGCUACCACCACCGACCCCCGUCACGACACGGCUCUCCACACCACGGUGGGUCCUCAUCCCGGCACGGUUCGCCACGCUCACCCAGGCAUCAGUCCCCACGCUCACCCCUCCAUGGUUCUCCUAGAUCUCCUCACCGAAGCCGCUGGAGCGGGCCUCCACCUGGGGACAGCCUAGAGGGUGACGGGCCCUUUUUUGAGAGAGAUUACGAGUAUGAGCAGCACCAUGAGCCUCCUGCCUAUGAGCAGAGCCUCUCCCAUGGGAACCCUCACCCUCAUGGUGGAAAUCCUCACCCACACCCACGAUCACCCAGGACUGCCCACCACAGGCCCCCUCCACCCCCUCAUCCGCGUAGGGUACCCAAUGGCUACCGCUCAUCCUCACCUUCACCACAUCGGCGAGGACCACCAGGAGCACCACCCCACUCACACCACCGUCCUCCCCAUGCCAGAGGGCCCCGAAAAGGCCUACACGAACCCUAUAGUGAGACCGACGAGGAUGACUGGUGCUAGCAACCACAGACAGCAAGGAAUUCGGACACCAGAGCAGAAGAACAGCCACCUCCAGUGCUCUGGCCUUGGAUGGAGACAUUUAAUAAAGCAGUGGUGGUGGAGUUUUUGGGAGGGGUUGGAUACCCUCAAAACCCUCUACCUUCCUCCCCUAAGACUCUAAAUAAGAAAAAGGGGUGGUGGGAAGGGGAUGAAGGUGCUGCAACUAGCCUUUUGUGCAUUCUGUGUAAGAGUAAAAUCAGUGACAAAGCAGUACAGCAUUAAAAUAAAUCAGAUCAAGCCAAGAGAACUUGCAUAAGGCCAGGGCACAGUUUACCUCUUAAAACAACACUUCCCAGAAAUAGCCUCCACCAUCAAGGCCAGGCUGCAAGAGGAAGAGAGAGGUGUGGGAACAGGGAGCAAUGGAGGAGCAUGAGGUUCUUAAAAUGUGCUGUGAUCAUUGCGGUUUAUGAGGCCUAAUCGCAUUUUGCCCAUACUGACACCUGAUUGCUUAGAUGUGUCAGAUGUGUGCUUUCCAUCUAUCACUGGGCCAGACUAUUACUGAAAAAUGAGAAUAAGCUGGAACAAGGAACCCACUGCUUGGACUCUGCUCCAAGACAGAUAUGUUUAAAGACAAAUAAGUUUAUUAAAAAGCCAGGACCCCCAACCCUUACAUGCCAAGCUAUGCCUCCAGAAAAUCAAACUUGAACAAUGAAGAACACAGUGAAACUUUACAUGAUAAACAAUGACAAGAAGAAAAGAGAGAACAUCCACUUUAUCUUUAAUCUUUUUUUCCUUUCCAAGAGACUGAACCAGGAAGCUCCGCCUAUACUGCAAAAACCAGCCAAUCACAGCGCUGGCUGAUAUUUGAUGAGUUUUAUCAUCUCUGUUUACUGUUAUGUGCUCACUCAAUGCUGAUGGGACUGUUGUGACAUCACUUCCUGUCCUGUGGGAGGUGGCAAUGGAGGAGGGGUGAGGCACAAUGUGGGCUCACAUCCUCACCAAGUGCACCGGUGGUAUGGGCCCAGGUAACUAGAGAAGGGAGUUGGACGCUUUGUCAAGCCUCUUCCUCCUCUGUUACGCGAUCCAGCACAUGGAGGAAGAUGACCUGACAGGAAAUGACAUCACGCAGUUGAACAGGGCGGAGGAGAGGAAAGGAGGGAUGGGGAAAAAGACUAUUACUUCAGUAUUUCUUCUAUCGAUUACUUCUAUUUCUUGUUCUUCUUCGGACAUUGGAGCUUGGUUCUUCUGUUGCAUUCGCUUAGCCUCCUUUGAUCUUUUUCAGAAUCCAAAAUUUGAUGGAAACAUGCAUGACUGAUAAAAUACAUACUAGAGAGGAAAUCUAAGUGGUAUGGGUGGGACCUAGGGGCUUUAUAGGAAGCUUUACAUUUAGGUUUAUAAAAGAAGUUUGCUACUUACAGACACUCUCUCUCUCUUUAUUGUCUAAAUUGAAUUUUUGGGUCCCUUUUCACCCAAAACGAGCUUUGACAGUCAGCUGUUUUGUUUGUCUCAGUUUUCUGCUGAAAGCUCAGUUUCUACAACCUUUCAAGAGACAUAAUAAAACACUUCAGGGUCACAUUAUAAUGUCCCAAAGUGCUUGAGAAACAAGAGGGAGAAAGAGUGGAGAGAUGCAAACUUCUAAUACGUUUCAUUUAUUAUUGUUAAUGAUGACAGUCAUAUAAAUAACAAUUUUAAAGUCAAUGCAAAAUUAUAGUGAUGAUGAUGAUACUGUUGAUGAUUGACUGAUUUAUAGAACUGUUGCUGUAGAGUUGUCAUGUUAUUUGGAGUUCAAAUAUGCUAUGUCCAUCUUGUUUGCAUCCUUUGUGUUUAUAUCCCCCUGUUCAAUGACGUUUACUCAGUUCCUGAUGCCUUCUUGCAACAUUUCAAAGCAACAGUGGCCUGGGAACAUUCACGUUAUUAGCAUUGCGUGUUGUAACGCAACUCUUUAAGAUACAUUCUCUCUCCAGGAUGGAGGUGGAGGUCAGGGGAGUCUCAGUAUCUGACCUGCAAUGGCCCUUGGGGUCAAUCCUCUCGUCAAGCCAACCCAAAGAUCAGUAACUAAUGUCCGGAGCGAGAGGCAGAACAUUUUAUUUUAUUGAGGCUGAUAAAGCUGAAUUUACCAAGUUUUACCAAGGCUGACAUUUUUCCUCUUAUUGCCAAAAGAAAAAAAAAAACAAUGAAGGAAACAGUGAAUCCCAAGCUUUUCCCUCUGUUGGACUCUGUUGUUUUGCAGUGAGAUCAGUUGCCAGCAAUGAUAGCACAGCAUUGGUGGUAUAGGGUUGGCGUCAGUCAGUGUUGUCUGGUGUUGUUUUUGCCACCAGGAGGCAGUUAUCAGCUAACAUUAUUCCCCUCUACAGGACAGCAUCUUGGCCACAUCCUAGUGUUUAGUCCUGCAGUGAAAUUCCACUUAUAUCCUUGUAAGAUGUGCAAGCCCCAUUCCUAGUCAGGAGAUAUGGAUGCGGCCUGAGAGAUGCCAUAUCUGUCCAUUUGCCAGUCUGCUCUUCUGUCUGCCUAUCUGUGCCAAUGCUGACUACUCUUCAACCUCUUCUCUCAGGUCCAUCAGCCUGUUUGUCAGAUCAUCCCAGUCCAGUCAUGUGAGGUUGUAGCAAAGCUGAACCAUUCUCUGCCAAAACCCACUUCAGUAUCCACUGACCUCUAUUUCCUCAUCUAUAUAUUUUCUUUUCAUAUGCUUAGACAUCUGUUCUCUUAGCUUGCUGGAGAACGGCACUGAAGAAGUACAAAACUUUACAACUUUUUACAGACAGAAAAACCUAGGUUUAAUAAUUUCAUCCCUGUUGUUAUGAGGGACAGUAAUUAUUGAAUAUUCAAUAACUCUAGGACAAAAUGAUAAAGUAUAGCUAGAAAUAGUAUUGCCUACACAUAAUUUAGAUAUAAUAACGUAAAUGUAGUAAUAGAUAAAAUACAGAGUUUAAUUAGUGUCAGAUGUUUAUUUUGCAUACUGAUCAUGCUAAUGACACAAUCAAGAAUAAGCUACUCUUGAAACCUUUUGCCCUGUUUUUUUUUUUUUGUUUUUUU